This is a messenger RNA of Colias croceus (clouded yellow), 1020 nucleotides long. RefSeq names its product protein Wnt-4 (gene Wnt4). The coding region runs from base 1 to 1020 and encodes 339 amino acids. Lineage: Eukaryota; Metazoa; Arthropoda; Insecta; Lepidoptera; Pieridae. The record is from RefSeq and is a predicted model, not a curated record. Gene Ontology annotation, cellular component: extracellular region. Gene Ontology annotation, biological process: multicellular organism development; cell fate commitment; neuron differentiation. Gene Ontology annotation, molecular function: frizzled binding; cytokine activity. The transcript has 2 exons.
AUGUUUACUUCUAGUGUGAUAACAGUUGUUGUGUAUUUCACAGUAUCGUGUUUCGCGUUGCAAAAUGUUCAAGGAACAAAACCGGUACUUCAGAAAACUGUGGAAGCAUUAUUUAUCGAUAGAUCUGAUACGACAUACCCCGGAACAUGCAAAGUUUUUAUAUCAUCAACGAAACAGACCAAAAUUUGCAAACGGGAACCAAGCCUACCAAAAGUGUUGCAGACAGCAAAAGCCCAAGCAAUAAACGCCUGCAUCGAAACAUUCCAAUACGAUCGAUGGAAUUGCUCUUUAGUCUUCAAUAGAAAAGCUAAUAAGAGUAUUUUCAAUAAGAUAUAUAGAGAAACUGCCUUUAUCCACGCUUUAAUAGCAGCUUCUAUAACUCAUGCUGUCGCGAAAGGUUGCGCCUCGGGCGAUAUAACUAAAUGCUCAUGUAUAGGAAGUUUCAAGAACGCGUCAUGGCAAAUAAAAGGAUGCGGAGACGAUUUCAAAUAUGGGAAGAAGUUGACGAAGAAUUUUCUAGAUCUGAGACACGCUGGGAACGAUCAGAUUGGCGAAAUUCUCAAACAAGACGUUCACAUUGGCAUGGAUGCAAUUGGUGAACAAUUGAAGGAGGUCUGCAAAUGCCACGGUUUCUCUGGUUCGUGUACAACGAAGACUUGUUGGAAGAAGUUAGCACCGUUCAACUCGGCGAUGGGGAUCUUAAAGAAACACUAUCACCACGCGAUUAAGAAGAAAUUGGUAAACUAUACGACGAAACGUGCUAUAGCGCCAAAAGCAAGACGAAGAUUGGAGAGAGAUAGGAAGAAUUUGCUGUAUUUGCAGAAAACGCCAAAUCUGUGUGUUAGUACGAAGGGCAGGGCUUGUAAAGACAGAAAUAAUUGUGCUACUUUAUGCUGUGGAAGAGGUUUUGUGGUUUCAAAAAGAUUUGUCCGUUCUAGAUGUAGGUGUAAGAUGGUCGAUUGUUGUGUUGUUAAAUGUGAUACGUGCGUGGAAGAAGUAGAAAGUUUUACUUGUAAAUAA